UUUGCUCCCUUAAAAAAAGAUAAAACCAAAAAUCCACCUCACCACAUAACUCCUCUUCCUCCCUCUUUUUUUCUUCAUCACUCCGAUCCCGAUUUCCUCUGAAUCUUCCAAUUUCUUCGCACCCGCAAAUUCUCCGAUCUUCAGAUUUGCAGUUUGACGAAUCGACACUUAUUCGAUCUGCAUCCGCUUCCGCCAGGUCAAGGAAGCUGCAUCUGGAUAGUGGGAGAAUAUGGCAACUAGGAGUCAAGGUGGUAUCCAACAAUUGCUUGCUGCGGAGCAAGAAGCUCAACACAUUGUCAAUGCUGCCAGAAAUGCAAAAUUGGCUAGACUGAAACAAGCCAAAGAAGAGGCUGAAAAGGAAAUUGCUGCAUAUCGUGCCCAAGUCGAGUCUGAUUUCCAAAGAAAACUUGCUGAGAGUAGCGGAGACUCAGGAGCUAAUGUUAAGCGGCUUGAAAUCGAGACAGAUGAAAAGAUUUAUCACCUGAAAGAAGAGUCUGCUAGAAUUUCACCAGAUGUUGUGAACAUGCUCCUGAAGCAUGUGACAUCCGUGAAAAAUUGAGCUUCUUGAUCAUAAAGGUUUGCCGUAAGAACCUCUAAAUUAUGUUAUUCUUUUUGUGGUGCCUGGAAACGGCUUAAACUGCAUGUGUAUUAUGGAGAUGAAUCCUUUCCUUUGUAUGGAUCAGUCAGUAUUUUGCAGAUUUGCACUCUUUUGAAUAAUAUAUGAUUCCAUUCAAUGUUUAGUGCUAAUUAAUUAAUUUCCUUUUCAACUCUAAUAAUUAUAGGGUGGGGGAUUGAACAAAUCCAUCUUUGAAAUGUUAAUUAAUAUCUUGUCGGCUUGUCUA
Cucumis sativus (cucumber) is the source of this 842-nucleotide messenger RNA. RefSeq names its product V-type proton ATPase subunit G1. Gene Ontology annotation, cellular component: vacuolar proton-transporting V-type ATPase complex. Lineage: Eukaryota; Viridiplantae; Streptophyta; Magnoliopsida; Cucurbitales; Cucurbitaceae. The record is from RefSeq and is a predicted model, not a curated record. Gene Ontology annotation, molecular function: proton-transporting ATPase activity, rotational mechanism. The coding region runs from base 230 to 559 and encodes 109 amino acids. Gene Ontology annotation, biological process: proton transmembrane transport. The transcript has 5 exons.